GUUCACUCAAAUAUGUCUCUUUUGCAUUCCGAGACAACAAAUUUUUCUAAAGAGGUGGAAUCUUCUAUGCUUUGUUUGGGAACCCCAUAUCAAUAUGGUGACUUUCACGCUAUAAUGGAUUCAUCAGAAUUUAACAAUAACUCUUACCGAAAUCAGGUAAUUAGUCUACAAGGAUCAAGCUCAUCAAAAACUCCUGAAGUGAAAAUAAGUAGGUCAACGAAUUACAAUGGAGAAGGUGAUGAUCGUAUUACCAAACAAAUAAAGGUUAAUCCACAAAUAUCGGAUGAUGAUGAUCAACAACAUAACCUAACUCUUAAUCUUUUUUGAGAAAACAAACAAGCUAAACACCUUGUAGUUUUAUUAAACAUGUGUUACUUUUAACAUAUGCAAUUAUGGUAGUUUGUGUCCUUUGAAUAGACAAAAUUAA
Molecule: messenger RNA, 427 nt
Organism: Medicago truncatula (barrel medic)
Lineage: Eukaryota; Viridiplantae; Streptophyta; Magnoliopsida; Fabales; Fabaceae
Exons: 2
Coding region: 13-327 (104 amino acids)
Source: RefSeq, a predicted model, not a curated record